Molecule: messenger RNA, 531 nt
Organism: Miscanthus lutarioriparius
Lineage: Eukaryota; Viridiplantae; Streptophyta; Magnoliopsida; Poales; Poaceae
Source: the annotation of a GenBank genome assembly
AUGGGCGCGGACAACAAGCGUGGACACCCUCUCCUGAGGGGAGGAGACGCGAAGAGGGAGCGGUACACCCAUGGGUUCUCGGCAUCCCAGAUGGCCGCGCUCACCGCCCUAUGCGGCGCGCUGGUGCCGUCCCUACCGCCGGACCACCGCAACGGUCACUACCACCUGGAGGAGGACAGCGGAGGCGAUGGCGACGGCAACAAGGUCGUGGAGGAGUUCCUCCUCGCCUCGGCUGCCGACCCACCCGUGCCCGAUGAGGUGGCCGAGCUCAUGUCACGGAAGUGCCCCCUCGAGGUGCUGGCGCUGGUGCGCACGGUGCUGUGGCUGCUGGGCACGCGGCUCGGUUCACUGGCGCUGUGCGGGGCACACUGCCUAUCACGGCGGUUCCCCUUCGUGCGCCGGUUCGACGUGCUGCCCCUAGAGCAGAGGGAGGGCGCGCUCUGGUGGUGGAGCCGGCAGACCCUGCUCCCGCCGCUGCGCAUGUUCUUCUUCGUCACCAAGGUCUUCUGCCUCUACGUCUUCUACUCCUAG